Corvus hawaiiensis (hawaiian crow) is the source of this 2724-nucleotide messenger RNA. RefSeq names its product cholinergic receptor nicotinic alpha 3 subunit (gene CHRNA3). Bases 177 to 1667 code for a protein of 496 amino acids. Lineage: Eukaryota; Metazoa; Chordata; Aves; Passeriformes; Corvidae. The transcript is spliced from 6 exons. Gene Ontology annotation, cellular component: postsynaptic membrane; synapse; neuron projection. Gene Ontology annotation, molecular function: transmembrane signaling receptor activity; acetylcholine-gated monoatomic cation-selective channel activity. Gene Ontology annotation, biological process: monoatomic ion transmembrane transport; regulation of membrane potential; signal transduction. The record is from RefSeq and is a predicted model, not a curated record.
GCAAACCUAAUGGGAUCUCAGUGCGCAGAGCUGUGCUCAGGGUCCUGCCGGCUGCUGCUUGCAGGCAUUUCACGCAUCGGAGGAGCACAGCUCGCCCCGCUCCCUGUGUUCGUACAGUCCUGGCAGUGAAGCUCAUCCUCAACAGCCCCUGUCCACAGGCAGUAAUUCAUAAGACCAUGGAGAGCCUGAACACUCUCCUUCUAACUGCUGCUGUUUGCUUUCUCUGUCAAGGCUGCGGCGGCUCCGAGGCCGAGCACCGGCUCUACGCGGCCCUCUUCGAGAGCUACAACCAGUUCGUGCGCCCCGUCAAGAACGUCUCGGACCCCGUCAUCAUCCAGUUCGAGGUGUCCAUGUCGCAGCUGGUGAAGGUGGACGAAGUCAACCAGAUAAUGGAAACCAACUUGUGGCUGAAGCACAUCUGGAAUGAUUACAAGCUUCGGUGGAAUCCAGCAGACUAUGGAGGUGCUGAAUUCAUCCGAGUUCCAUCUGGCCAGAUCUGGAAACCAGAUAUUGUUUUAUAUAACAAUGCAGUUGAGGAUUUCCAGGUUGAUGACAAGACAAAGGCCCUUUUAAAAUACACGGGUGAUGUGACCUGGAUACCUCCAGCUAUAUUUAAAAGUUCAUGUAAAAUAGAUGUAACCUACUUCCCAUUUGAUUAUCAGAACUGCACCAUGAAGUUUGGUUCCUGGUCUUAUGACAAAGCCAAAAUUGACUUAGUUUUAAUUGGCUCUACAAUGAACCUGAAAGAUUACUGGGAGAGUGGAGAAUGGGCUAUAAUUAAAGCUCCAGGGUAUAAACACGACAUCAAAUACAAUUGUUGCGAAGAGAUAUAUCCAGACAUCACAUACUCUCUUUACAUUAGGCGUUUACCUUUAUUUUACACUAUCAAUAUGAUUAUUCCCUGCCUGCUGAUUUCUUUCCUGACUGUAUUAGUUUUUUAUUUGCCCUCAGACUGUGGUGAGAAGGUGACACUCUGCAUAUCAGUUCUUCUCUCUUUAACAGUGUUCCUUCUUGUUAUCACAGAAACCAUACCUUCUACUUCCCUGGUAAUUCCCCUUAUUGGGGAAUACCUCCUUUUCACCAUGAUAUUUGUAACUCUAUCAAUUGUCAUAACAGUAUUUGUACUAAAUGUGCACUACAGAACACCCAAGACACACACAAUGCCCGUGUGGGUGAGAACCAUUUUCUUGAACUUACUUCCCCGGAUCAUGUUCAUGACAAGGCCUGCCAGUGAUGAAGAGAAUAAUCAGAAGCCAAAACCAUUAUUCACUUCUGAGUUUUCAAACUUAAAUUGCAUCAACGGUUCUGAAACCAAAUGCUGUAAAGAUGGCUUUGUAUGUCAAGAUACGGCAUGUAGCUGCUGUCAGUACCAGCGCACGAAGUUCUCGGAUUUCAGUGGCAAUCUCACUAGAAGUUCAAGCUCUGAGUCUGUAGAUCCUGUGCUUUCAUUCUCAGUUCUGUCACCAGAAAUGAGAGAUGCUAUUGAAAGUGUGAAAUACAUUGCAGAAAAUAUGAAAAUGCAGAAUGAAGCAAAAGAGAUUCAGGAUGAUUGGAAAUAUGUUGCCAUGGUAAUUGAUCGUAUUUUUCUAUGGGUUUUCAUCCUGGUAUGUAUUCUAGGAACAGCAGGAUUGUUUUUACAACCUUUGAUGGCUGGAGAUGAAAUGUAAAGAUUAAAUAAAACAUUGUGAAAUCAAAUAAAACUGCCAACCAACUCUGCAUCCCCCUCCCAGCACCUCAUGUCUCUUCCAUGUGUAGUAGAACAAGGAUCUCUCUUGGCUUAAACUUUGCUUGACCAAGGCGGCUUUGUUCAGAAUGCAGAAAAAGAAAUUAUUCUGAACCUUUAUGACAGCGAAUCUCAAAGUAAUACGAGCUAUGCUUUACAGCUACUUCUUUCAAUAACUGGAAAAGAUGGAAGCAGUGUGUUAAACUUCAUAGGAAUUAUUUAAGAAGGGGUUAAUAAAGAAAUGGAAAAUUACAUGAAUAUUUGGAAAGUCAAGAUGGGUUGAAUGCUUUGGCCUACUAGGUUUGUUCCUAGUCUGGUGCCAAGCCUCUUCAGACCAUGACAGGAUCUUCUGGAAGGAGUUCAUAGUGAGUUCCAUGAAUACCCUCAUGAGGAUGGAAUGGUGGGAAACACAAGUACCAAACUGCUGGAAUGCAGACAUUGCCACCUGCUGUACAAACUGACCCACACAGUGUCAAGAAAGGACCGAGAAGUUUAUCACAAAAGGAAAACAAAUAGGUAAAUAAUAGAUGAUGUUUAUAAAGCAGUCAUAAAGUAAACUCUCUGUAUCCCCAGAAUGCAAUGUAUGUGAAGGCCAUCAGAAAAAAAAAGCUGCUCAAACCUAAUGAUGUUUAGAAUUGUGUACAAGUGAAACACACACUAAGACAGUCUGCAAGUGAUGCAAAGGAUCACAAUGCUCUGAUUGGAUAGUUUGGAUACAGAGGCAUCCUGCUAUAGCAAAGUGUUUCAUGCCAAGGGAAGGCAGGUAGACAAAACAGUCCUGUAAAGUGUGCUAAAAUUGUUGCUUAGGCAUACAUUUUUUUUUUUUUUCAUCAGUAACUGCAGAUUAUUUAAGAGCAUGAAUAAAGAAUGCAACAAAACACUGUACAUAUUUUGUAAAAAUAUGAACUGUUCUCUCUGUACCAAACUGAAAACUUUCUGGAAAUACAGUGUAUCAUGUGAUAUAACAUUUAUGAAAAUAAAGAGAAUUAAACUGUUGAAAA